AUGAGCAACAGUAAUUUUAGCAAUUUAACGAAUACCAGUUCCUUUUCAUUCCUUUAUGCCCUCUCUCCAGCACCCAACUGGACCAUAAUAAUUGGUCUGAAAGCAUUCAUCGGCGUGGCAUCGUUCAUUCUGAACGGAGCAAUCUUACUCCUGCAUAUUCUGCGUCCAACACUAAUCAACCCCUUCACCAUUUAUCUGCUGUUCUUAUUCACCGCCAAUGUAUGCUUCCUGAUGAUCAUCGCCCCGUUAGGAACCAUCAGCAACCUGUACGGAGGGGAAUGGUUCUGGGGUCAUCCGGUGUGCGUCUUCUACAUCUACGCACAACGCAUUGUGACCGUCAUCCAUGUCAUGUCCCAUCUCCUCAUCUCAUUCAAUCGUCUGUGGGCCGUCACGUAUCCCAUUUCGUAUCGCGAACGCCACACGAAGCGAACCGCUGUUUUGAUCUAUCUCGGUAUGCUCGGCUACGUGCACAUUAUUUCGUUGCCGCCGUUCCUUGUGGAGACAAUCCGCUAUCAGCGCUCCGAUGCCGACAAAGGGUGCCAUCAUAUUGCCAUGCCGGCUUGGAGCAGAGCGCAGACGAUUAUACACCGACUGAUGCCGCUUUCCUUGGUCAUCAGUAUUUACGUUUUUUUGAUCGUUAAGCGCUGGCAGAAGAAGCGUCGGAGUGCUGUGUGUGUGGGUGCGGUGGAAGAACUACCGGUUGCGUCGGGCAACACAACAGGUACAGUUGGACAAACAAACACCGGCAAACACGAAGAAAGCCGAAUGACCUCAUCUGGAAAGCCGAUUGGAAGUGGUGGUCAACGACAGGUGCGACCGUUUGUUAUUCUGACGAUCACCACGAUCAGCGUAGUGACCUGUUGGCUACCGGAAGACGUGUUCUGGAUUGCUGUGGUAUUCUGCAAUGUUUGGUUCUCCAGCGCUGUCUUUCAGUUUACUGAGAUCCUGUAUUUUUUGCAAAUGGUUUUUGAUCCUCUGAUGUGGAUUGCUAGUUUACGCCGGACCAAAGCAUAG
Messenger RNA from Paramacrobiotus metropolitanus, 1014 nucleotides. Its product is annotated as 5-hydroxytryptamine receptor 1B-like. Gene Ontology annotation, cellular component: membrane; dendrite. Gene Ontology annotation, molecular function: G protein-coupled serotonin receptor activity; neurotransmitter receptor activity. The record is from RefSeq and is a predicted model, not a curated record. NCBI's taxonomy places the organism in Eukaryota, Metazoa, Tardigrada, Eutardigrada, Parachela, Macrobiotidae. The coding region runs from base 1 to 1014 and encodes 337 amino acids. The transcript has a single exon. Gene Ontology annotation, biological process: G protein-coupled receptor signaling pathway, coupled to cyclic nucleotide second messenger; chemical synaptic transmission.